AUGGCAUCGACUACUGUAAAGAAAUCUUGUGCCACAUGUCGCAAACAUGGUGAUGUCUUCACAUGUCGUGGAUGUCGAAAAGCAUUUUGUGCUAAACAUAUUGAUGAACAUCGUGAAAUACUUUCGAAAAAAAUAGAAAAUCUUGCUGAAGAACUUGAUCUUAUACGAAAUAGUUUAAAUCAAGAAAAUGAAGCACAAUCUGUUCUCUCUAUGAUUGAUAAAUGGGAACAAGAAUCAAUUGCAAAAAUUUGUCUUGCUGCUGAAAAUGCUCGAAGUGAAAUACAACGAUGGAUUGAUCGAAAUAAUAUUGAGGUAAAAAUACCACUUGAAAGAAUAACAAAUGAACUUCGAUCAUGUCAACAAACAGAUGAUUAUACAGAAAUUGAUCUCAAAACGUGGACUCAACAAUCAGAAGAAUAUCGUAGCAAAAUUGAACAAUUACCUAUUGUUAACAUUAUGAAUAAUGAUGAUAUAGAUAUUAUUCAUCUAGUUAAAUUAGGAGAAAUACAAUCUAAUUCGAUGACACAUUCAACGCCUAUACUCGAUAAUUCAUCGAUUAAUGUUGAAGAAUCACAUCUUCUUAUUCGAGAAAAAUUUGACGAUGCUAUUGGAUCAACUACACUAUUUGAAGAUGGUGUUAUAGCGACAUAUUCAGGCGCUUGGUUAGGUGAUUCAAGUAUUUAUGGUAUUAAUGUUUAUUCAACAGGAACACAUCAUAUUCGUUUUCGUAUUCUUGAAAAAUUUUAUGAUUCACCUUUUUUCGGUAUUAUUACUGCAUCACAAAAGAAUAAGAAACGAGUUUUAGAAUCAGUAUCUGCAAAUGGUUGGUGGAAUUUUGACUGUCCUAUUGUAAAUGGUGAAAAAGAUAAUCGAGUAGAAAAAGAUAAAAUUAUUCGAUCAAAAGAUGAUCUCACAUUAACAUUGGAUUGUGAACGAAAACAGAUUUUUCUUAAACAUCAUCGAACAAAAAGACUUCUUCAUUUACCAAUCGAUAUUCGAGCAUGUCCUUUUCCAUGGAAAAUACUUGUUGUUUUACAUCGUCGUGGUGAUUCAAUACGGAUUAUAGGUGGUACAUUAAGUUUAACGAGAGAAAAUUUAUCAAGUAGAUUAAGUGAACAUCGAAAAGUGUAA
This is a messenger RNA of Rotaria sordida, 1131 nucleotides long. The record is from the annotation of a GenBank genome assembly. Lineage: Eukaryota; Metazoa; Rotifera; Eurotatoria; Philodinida; Philodinidae.